This is a messenger RNA of Penicillium mononematosum, 2181 nucleotides long. RefSeq names its product fungal specific transcription factor domain-containing protein. Lineage: Eukaryota; Fungi; Ascomycota; Eurotiomycetes; Eurotiales; Aspergillaceae. Gene Ontology annotation, molecular function: DNA binding; zinc ion binding. Gene Ontology annotation, biological process: DNA-templated transcription. The record is from RefSeq and is a predicted model, not a curated record. The transcript is spliced from 4 exons. Bases 1 to 2181 code for a protein of 726 amino acids.
AUGGCGACAUGCUGCUCCUACGAGGACGUCAAACGAGUGCGCGACCAGAAACGACUCGGCUCCUUGAUCAAGCGGGUAGAUACAUACGAAGCCCUUCUUCGGGAACUGGAAACCGAGGUGGACCUCCCCACAGCGCGCAAGAUCAAAAAAGCAUUAAAGUCCAAACCUGGGAAAUCCUCUAGAAACAAUGUCGACUCCGAUGAUUCCUCUACCUCGAUGGGCUCACUCGAUGCUAUCGACCAGGUUGAUGAAGACCUAAAUCGAAAUGGGGACACCCGUGCUGCGGGCUUCUUUGGGAAGAAUUCUGAAAUCAAUUGGAUUCGCAAGCUGGAGAGCGGCGUGAGUAUGAGUCCGCAGGAACAGGUGCCGAAUCCGUUUCAUAUGGAAAGUCACCGUGAUCCAGCGUCUGUUCAGCAGCUGCAGCAGUCAUUGGAAAGGCAAAUUCCUACUUCUAUGAUGGAUUACCAUCUUGAUAGCCUUGAUAUUCCGUUGAUUGAACCAUGCGAUCCGUUGGCGGUGCCCCCACGGGAAUUGGCAGACCGAUACUUUGACACCUACCUGACCAACGUCCAUCCGACAUUCAACGCAAUUCGGAGGAUGACUUUUAUCUCCCAGUAUCAGAAGUUCUUCAACCAUGCAUCGACACCACACCGGAAAUGGCUGGCCAUUCUGAACAUGAUCUUUGCUAUUGGUUGUCGCUACUGUCGACUCAUAGAUGAUCCCCUACGCAGCGGCGAGGAAGACUUGCUGUAUUUGACCCGGGCACGCCAUCUGGGUCUGCAUAGCAAUGUGCUAUUCGAGCACACCGAUCUCCAACAGAUCCAACUCGAACUCCUCGUAGCAGUUUACCUGCUUUGUCUGGGACAGGUCAACCGAGCAUCCACAUUCUCCAACAUGGCCCUCCGAUCAGCCCUCUCUCUCGGCAUCAACCUCCGCCUAACAGACGACCGCACCAAAGACGCCGCCAAAGAAACCCGCGGUCGCCUCUGGUGGUCCAUCUACUCCCUCGAGCACAUCCUUACCUCAAUGACCGGCCGUGCCUCCUGCGUCGGCGAAGGCCUCUGCUCCGUCCCUGCACCACUCCCCUACGAAGAAGAAACCUUUGACCACCCCGAUGCCAAGCGCCUCCUCCAAGAUCCGGCCCUCCGUGAAGCCCAACUCCGCUCCACCCUCUUCGAACCCCCCAGUCAACAUCACUGCCCUUUAUGGGUGACCUCCUGUCCACCCUGCCCAUCCCUCUUCUUCAACUUCCUCGUCGACCUAACCCUGAUAACGCACGCCCUCAUGAACAAAGUCUACAGUAUCGAAGGCCUCCGUAAAGGCCCAAGCCAAGUAGAAUACCACGUCCAAAAAUCCAGUCUCCAAAUGGACCGCUGGCUCUCGAAACUCCCCCUCUUCUACCAAUUCACAUUCCCAAACACCAACCCCUGGCAUCUAAACCAGCCAGGACUAGAUGAUCUCUCUGCCCCCUUCGUCCGCGAACGCGUCUGUCUAGCAAUGAACUACUAUUCCGCCCGUAUCACCCUCUACAGACCAUGUCUAAGCCACAUCCACCACUCCCCGCGACAUUCCUCCCCAACCGGCGAACCCACCGCACGCGGGAAACUCCGCUCCGAAAUGGCCACACACUGUCUUCAAGCUUCCUGCGCGCUCAUCUCCAUCCUCCCCGAAACUCCGAACAUGACAUGGCUGGCUCGCGCCGCGCCCUGGUGGAGUAUCCUGCAUUUCCUCAUGCAGGCGACUACCGCUCUCUUACUGGGGUUAUCGUACUGCUCGGGCGCGUAUAUGUCCAACAGUCCGGACCGCGUGAACCCGCUCCUCUCGCCUGCUACCCCGUCUAUGGCGUCGGGAGGAACCUACCCGCUGCUGGAGAAGGAUUUGAGUACGGCUGUUGCGGCGACGAAGAAGGCGCUUUCUUGGCUUCAUACUACUGCUUCUGUGGAUCCGGCGGCGCGGAGGGCGUUUCUGCUUUGUGAGGGGAUUGUUAGGAAGAUUGCGCCUGGGUUGGGGAUUGAUUUGAGUCAGUGGCCGGAUGGGAGUUGUUUUGAGGGGUUGAUGGAGGGGAAAGAGGGGUCUAGUGGGAAUGGGUGGAAUGUGGAUAGUGGGAGUAAUGGACAUGAUAGUGGGAGUGGGAUGGAGGCUUUUGAGGAGUUGGUUGAUUUUGAAGGUGGUGUGUUUUAG